Asparagus officinalis (garden asparagus) is the source of this 1769-nucleotide messenger RNA. RefSeq lists its product as uncharacterized. The coding region runs from base 286 to 1353 and encodes 355 amino acids. The record is from RefSeq and is a predicted model, not a curated record. NCBI's taxonomy places the organism in Eukaryota, Viridiplantae, Streptophyta, Magnoliopsida, Asparagales, Asparagaceae. The transcript has 13 exons.
GAAUCUACUUCCAAACGCGGGCCCCACUUCACCGACACAGAAAAAUCACCUUUUUCUCGCCACGCGUCAUCCUCCCGUUCGACCUUCCCCAAGCCGUGCUCCCCUUCGAUCCACCGGAUCCUUCCAUGAGCGCACACGUACGAGCCCGCAUGUCUGUUCUCUUUCGCGUCAUCUCCCUCCUCAAUUCACGCAUCAAAAAAGCACCCGAAAAAGGAAAAAAAAGAAAAAGAAAAAAAGAACCAAAUUCUACAAACCCAAAAAAAACCCUAACCCCAGCUCUCGACGAUGAAGAAGAGACAUUCCUUCGGCUUCAUCCUCAUCAUCACGGCUCUCCUCUUCUUCCUCUCGAUGAGGAUCCAGUUCGAGCACACCAAGAACCAGAUCAAGGAUCCGGAGGAGGGGAGGGAUCUGCUGGGGUUGCCACGUGACAUUGUGGAGUCGGCGUCGGACCUGGACUUGAAGCCUCUCUGGGAGAACCAAAGGUCUCAAGAUGAUAACGAAAAUUUUACUGCCCUGUUGGCAAUGGCUGUUGGUAUUUCUCAAAAGAAAAAUGUCGAUCUUAUGGUUAGAAAGUUUCUUCUAGCAAAGUGUUCUGUUAUGUUAUUUCAUUAUGAUGGGAACGUGGAUGAAUGGCAUGAUUUUGAGUGGAGCAGCAGAGCAAUACACAUACUCGCUCAUAACCAAACAAAAUGGUGGUUUGCAAAGCGCUUUCUACAUCCAGAUGUUGUAUCUGUUUAUGACUAUAUCUUUUUAUGGGAUGAAGAUUUAGGUGUGGAGAAUUUCCAUCCUGGAAGGUAUAUGGAGCUAAUGUUUUCUGAAGAACUAGAGAUUUCACAACCUGCUCUGGAUCCUGAACUGUCAUCUGACAUUCAUCACCGAAUUACUGUUCGAGAUAAAAAGGCGAAGGUCCACAGGAGAGUUUAUGAUUAUCGUGGAAGUAUGAACUGCUCUGAUGAAAGCAAAGGACCUCCAUGUACUGGAUGGGUUGAAGGAAUGGCACCUGUCUUCUCUCGAGCUGCGUGGCGAUGUGUUUGGCAUCUUAUCCAGAAUGACUUGAUUCAUGGAUGGGGUUUGGACAUGAAGCUUGGUUACUGUGCUCAGGGUGAUCGAACUAGGAAGGUUGGAGUGAUUGACGCUGAGUACAUUGUUCACCUGGGAAUACCAUCCUUGGGAGGGGCAUCUGCUGCUAAGGCACCAAGCUAUAAAACCAUGGAUACAAGGACUCAUAUAAGAAGGCAGUCAACAGCUGAGCUGAAAAAAUUCAGGAAAAGAUGGAAUAAAGCUGUGAGCGAAGACAAGGCAUGGACUAGACGUUUUGGAUCUAAUGACAGGAUGAAAAGGGUGAAGACAUGAAGGAAAUCACAGGAAUAAUCAAAUUUCUAAAUGAAAUAUUUUCCUCGGUCUUGAUGAGCACACGUAGCAACUCUACGAUGGUGGCAUUUCUUCGGAUUUUUUUAUUGAGUCCAAAUUGAUGUCUGGCUCAGCAACACGAAACUUCACAGUAGGCUGAAAACUAGCAUGACUCUGAGAUGACAGCAUAUAUUUCACGAUUGUUCUAAUAUUUAUUCCACCCAGUUUGAUGAUAAAUUAAUUGGUUCGAGGUGUACAGAAGUUUUUCUAAUUCUUAACUGUUAGAUUCAAUGAUUCAAGAAAAGAGCAGAGGAGCUUUAUGUUUACACAUACAGGAGUUAUCCGACAAAUUUUGUUUUUGGAGUUGCACAAACAUUUAUAUGGGAUAUUGAAAAGUUUCAAUUUUUUUCCCUUGUGUU